Oryzias melastigma (Indian medaka) is the source of this 3664-nucleotide messenger RNA. It is a transcript of the gene khnyn, whose product is annotated as KH and NYN domain containing. Gene Ontology annotation, cellular component: nucleus; cytoplasmic ribonucleoprotein granule. Gene Ontology annotation, molecular function: RNA endonuclease activity; mRNA binding. The record is from RefSeq and is a predicted model, not a curated record. Lineage: Eukaryota; Metazoa; Chordata; Actinopteri; Beloniformes; Adrianichthyidae. Bases 603 to 3236 code for a protein of 877 amino acids. The transcript is spliced from 9 exons.
AGUGAGCUUCUUGGAAGGCCACACCCCUACAAUUACAUCAUCAUCAAACAAAACUAUUAGAUCAACAUAAUGACUAAUAACAGAAACAACAACAUGAUCCAAUACAACAUUAGACCAACCUUAAAAAAGCAAUAACAAGAAAGAAAAAAGUAACAUCAAUAACAAUGUUAUUAUCAAGGAGACGAUAAUAAAAAACCGCGGAAAAUCCCAGUGACGUCACUGAAAACCCCCGAUUUGAGGCGUUUCCUGCCUAAUGUGUUUCCGGAUUUUUUGACCGCUUAUAUUAUGAGUGAGUUGAGCACUGUGACGUAAUGGACAAUGAUAAACAUUAAACAUGUUUAAGGUCCCCGUGGAUACUGUCUUAACCUGAACUACCGCGGUUCGUGCACACGCCCUCUCAGGCGCGGCCGCGCGCGCCCCCUUCGGUUUCGUUUCUGUCCCCGUGUUGUGUCUGCUCAGCUCUAAACACGGCCGCGCGCGCUCAAACUUUGGACCCCCGCGACUUUUCCGGAAGUAGCGCGAAGGAGGGCUGAGGUGAUGAAGACCCCCCGCUAAAGAAGAACCAGUAUGUUAAAGGCCUCACGCCGGUUUGAUCAGUCGGGAUGAACAGUGAAGGACACAGAGGUGGAGGGAGCGGCGCCGACGUGGAGGAUGAGUUUGCUUGUGCCGGGAUGCUGCGCGGGUCCCUGACCUCGCUGCACGGGACCGUGGAGCGGAUCUUCAGGGUGACCUUCAGCAUCGGCGUGGACGGGCCGCCUCACGGCAGCAGCGGGCAGAUAUGGCUGAAGCUGCGGGGGCCGAGCGCCAGCGUGGAAGCUGCCAAACUGUUUGUGAAGGGGCUGGUGAACCAGGAGGAGCAGAAGGAGGUGUCGUACCCGGAGGUCCUUCACUGCAUUUUCUGUGGAGCCAAAGGGCUGUUCAUGGACAGCCUGAUCAGAAAUACCUCUGCUCUCAUAGUGGUCGGUUCCACCGGAUUUCUGCUCAUAUCGGGUCUGGCAGAGCCCGUGGUUCGAGCCUACUCGCUGGUGACGGAACUGAUCUCCAGGUUUGAGGGCAGCCAGACCCAACGCCCAGACACGGGGGAGAGAGGCGGAUGGGAGUCCCUGGAUUCGCGGCGGGCCUUCAAGACUCUGGUGGAGAAGUGGGAGGACAGACACAUCCUGGACCUGCUGGUGCUGCCUGGGCCCGUGAAAGAGGUCCUUCUGGAUUUGGUGAAGGAGUCCGGCCUCGGCUCCACAGAGGAGAGUCCUGAAGCAGGUGGUCAUACGAAGACCCGCUGGGAUCCCUCUGGCUCUGCCGACCAAGCAGGAGAGGGGGAGGCUGCUGCGGCGGUGUGGGGGGACUCUGGAGGUCUCGAGGGCUCAAGAGGGAGGGCGGAGGGGGCCGAGAGGACACCCCCGCAGGAGGUGGGGGAGGAGGAGUCUCAGGGAGGUGUGAAGGUGCCAGGGAGGCGAUUAGAGGAUCAGGAGGUGCAGUCUUCACCAACAAGCAAGGAGUUCUGGCUCCUUCUAAAGUUUUUCACCGCCAUGGGGUACACAGAAGACGUGGUCCAACGAGUCCUCGCCAGAACUGGACUCAAGGAGGCGUCGCAGAUCCUGGACCUGGUUCAGCAGGAGCAGGACUGUAGUGACCGGCAGCGGAAAAACCGUGAUUUCACCACCCCAGAAGACUCGGCUCUGAACCCGGAGCAGAACCGCCCCUGUGAGACGGAGCACCGAGAGGAGGAGGAGGAGGCGGGGACAGGUGAUAGUAGACAGGAGAGGAGCCGCAUGGAGGGGGAGGAGGCAGCAGUGGAGGAGGACUUUGUCCUGGGGGUGGUGAAGAAGGCUGCUGCAAGCUGCGGGUACGCCGAGCAGAACGUAGCUAAAGCCUACAGCUCGCUGUCUGAAGGCUCCGCCCACCAGCUCCUGCUGAAGCUGCAGAGGGGGCAGGGCGCCAACGCCAGGGAGGGGCCCAGGGAGACCGAGGAGGACACCCUCCCGGAGAAAGAUGGAGCAGCUCAGGCUGAAGAAGGAGAAACGUCUGGGGACAAAAUGGAGUCUGGCAUUUUUGGUAGUAGCCCCCCCCAAACGUUCACUGACCUGAACCCAAAGCUAAUCCCGCCUGAAGUCAAAGGCCCCCCCAUGUCCACAUAUCCCGCCUCCCUUGAUCCCCAACUUCCCAACUUUCAGCCGUACGUAGACCUCAGCCAGCCCCCCAACUGGUCCACACAAGCCCCCCAACCCCAGAGCAGCGCCCCCAAGUAUUCUCACUCAGGAAAUCCACACCCCAUCCCUUCCUCCACCAGCUCCGUCAGGACGAAGGAGCGCCCGGGCUCCAUGCCCCCUCCCUCUCUGGUGGUGACUGGGGAACAGCGCUUCCUGGAGGGGCUGCAGACCCCCUUUAAACUGAAGCUGACCGACGAGCCUGGGAACCCCUCCCUGAGGACCAUCAUCAUCGACGGGAGUAACGUGGCCAUGAGUCACGGUCUCGGUCACUUCUUCUCCUGUCGGGGGAUCGCUCUGGCCGUACAACACUUCUGGGACCGAGGUCAUCGGAACAUCAGCGUUCUGAUCCCUCAGUUUAGGCAGAAGAACGACUCCAGGACCAAAGAGCGGCAUUUCCUGAUGGAGCUGCAGACGGUCGGCUUGCUCCACUACACGCCGUCCAGGGAGGUCCAAGGAAAGAGGAUCACCGCGUAUGAUGACAGGCUGAUUCUGCAGCUGGCGCAGAAGACAGAUGGGGUGAUUGUAACCAACGACAACCUGAGAGACCUGCUGGACGAGUCGGUGGUGUGGAGGGACAUCAUCAGGAAGAGGCUCCUGCAGUACACCUUCGUGGGCGACCUCUUCAUGGUCCCCGAUGACCCUCUGGGGAGGAGCGGCCCCCACCUGGACCAGUUCCUUCGCCUGCAGCAGAGGGCUCCGGUUCCAGGAAGCCACUCCUUUGCCGGUUUGUCGUCGGCUCUCCCGUCCAAACACCCCCGCUCCCAGACCGAAGUUCUGAACUUCCGUGACCGGACAGCAGGAGGCGCUCUGGGCGCUUCCGAAGACGUUCUGAGAAGACACAGGUCGCAGGCCGUGCCUGGGCGCGCCCAGCGGGAGAACAGGACUGCCGAACAAACGACUGAGCUGAGGAUGAAGCUGAGCCAGGUCUUCCCCGGUCAGGACAGCACGGUGACUCUGCAGCUGCAGCUGCACCCCGCAGAGACGGACAUCAACCUGCUGUCCAGCUUCAUCCUGGAGCAGAUGCAGUAAAACCUCCUCCUGGUUCCAUCAGUCUCCCCUGAUUUGGGAUUCUGUUUUAUUCCAAAGAAACAGCUUUUUUAAAGAUGAAAGUGUGUGAGGAAAUCAUUCUGGAUGGAAGGAAGUGAUUUCCAUUUAGCACAUGUGAAAGUCACCAUGAUUUUUCCAGAUUAUAUUUAUAAGGAAGUUUGAUAACUAGAAAUGUGUGAUUUAAAUGAAUCACUUUACAAACUCUUUACAUCAUCUGCUUUUACUAUUAAAUUAUUAUUAUUAAAAGGUUUUCAAAGAAGACAUUGGGAAUCUUCUGUGAAUUCUGCUCCCCCUUUAUGAGGCAAACCCCCCACUUUUGGACAGCAGUCCACACUUUAAAGGGUAACCAAACAGGGAGGUUGGAGGCUGACUCCACCCACAGCCGAAAUGUGAAAAUCCAGUCAGAGGGG